CCCCCCCCACCCCGAAAAGUUGAUCGAGUAAACUAUCUAUAGUCACAUUUUUUUUUUUAUUGUUGAAACAUAAGCCAUGGUCGGGGAGACAGAGGUGAAGGAGAGACCCAAGUCCAACCCGGACUAUUUGAUGCAGCUGAUGAAUGACAGGAAGGUGAUGAGCUCCCUGCCCAACUUCAGCGGCAUCUUCACGCAUCUGGAGCGGCUGCUGGAUGAAGAGAUUGGCCGGGUACGCAAAGACAUGUACAACGACACGGUGAACGGCGGCAUGUUCAACGGGCGGGACAUGGAGGAGCUUCCCGAAGCCAUUGGCCCUGUGGCUCAGCUGCAGGAGAAGCUCUACGUGCCGGUCAAAGAGUACCCAGACUUUAACUUUGUAGGGAGGAUCCUGGGCCCACGUGGGCUGACAGCCAAACAACUGGAGGCAGAGACCGGCUGCAAGAUUAUGGUGCGAGGAAAGGGCUCCAUGAGAGACAAGAAGAAGGAGGAGAUGAACCGAGGGAAGCCCAACUGGGAACACCUCAGCGAGGACCUCCACGUCCUGAUCACAGUGGAGGACACACACAACCGGGCCAAGAUCAAGCUUCAGCGGGCCAUCAACGAGGUCAAGAAACUCCUGGUGCCUGCUGCUGAGGGGGAGGACAACCUGAAGAAAAUGCAGUUGAUGGAACUGGCCAUUCUCAAUGGGACCUACAGAGACGCCAAUGUCAAGACGCCCACUGCUGGCUUCCCUCUAGCGACCCCUCAGGCGCCUCGGAUCAUCACAGGCCCGACGCCCGUCCUGCCUCCCGCCCUGCGAAACCCCGCGCCCGUCAACACGCCGACCCUCAUGCCUCUGAUUCGCCAGAUCCAGAGCUCAGCCCUCAUGCCAGGAGGAAACCCCCACCCAGCGCUUGUGCAGCAAGGGCCCGAGUCUGGGAUCAUCUACACGCCCUACGAGUACCCCUACACACUCACGCCUUCAAUAUUGGAAUACCCGAUUGACUCAACUGGAGUAUUAGUCCCCUCUUCCUGUGUUUUUGCAGGUGCCAUGACCACUAAGGUACGACGCCACGACAAGAGAAUCCAUCCUUACCAAAGGGUAGUGACCCCAGACAGAGCUGCCACGGCAACUAACCCAUGACCCCUUGACCUUCUGACCUUUCCGCCCACUGAUGACCCACCCAUCUCUGCCCCGCUGGCGUGCUCAUUGGCCCACGGCCCCGCCUCUUCCCCGCAGCUCAGCCAACCAGACCAGCACAUUGGGAACAACCCCCGGCUGCUUCUGUCUAACCAGCCAACCAGACGACAGCGAUCAUGGGAAUAAACCUCAGGACCCCGCCCACCACCGAGUCCUAACCUUAACUCUACCAAACGUGCCUUCCUUUUAGAAGUUCAAAGCCAGUCUGAGAAUGUUUUGAAACCAUUUUGGUCUUCUGUAGUUGCCAUUUGUUACCAGUUAAUGUUACUGGGGAUGGACUCCACACUGGUGAAGGGCUUAAACCAUCCCGGACUGUGCCAGACUGUCUCCCUGAGCUGCCCUGCCCUCAGUCUAUGAUGCAAUAAUAAUGACUCUAUUAAUGCUAUUCUUAUAAUGAUGGUAACUGUUACUUAUCCAGCACACAAACCCUCCAUAAACACUAAACUUUAUAUAGAGAUAUAACAGGGUUUAAAGCAUUUUUCCACAUUGGGCACCUCUUACUUUCCCACACACUUUAAAAAGAUGUGAUCGCAAACAACAAAUGUCAUUAUAACCGUUUUAAUUGGUGUUCAAAUAUUAAUAUAUUAACGCGCUUCUCCUUGAAAACGCAACACGUGGUUUGAAAUGACUUGUUUAAAAUGUCGCUUUUCUUUAUGAACAAGCAGAGCCGUUUCCAUUUUUACUUUGACACGUUCGAACAAAGAGAAAAACAUGCCAGCGCGAGAACCUUUCGUUCACGGUAAAGCAAGAGGCGCUCAGUGAGGAAAUAUGGCAAAAGCGUAACCUGAAAUCCCAAAGUAUCCUUUUUUUAAUUUAAUAUUAAGAAAAGCAUCCCCAAACUUUUAUAGGAUAAAUGCCAAGUCAGCGUACUAAACAUGCAAACCCACACAGAGGGAAGGUUGCACUUGGCCCGUCUGAAUGCAGCGGGCUUACAUAAUGAUGCCUUUGCCUUUUUUUCACACUACAGUAUUGUACGAGCUUGAACAGCAGUGCCUUUAUUUACUGAGAACAAUCGGACAAUGUCACACCUAAAUCUCUUACCACAGCGUCAAAGUAUAUCAUUUGGGUUCAAUGCGGAUGAAUUAAGGCGGCAGAGAGCGCACCACAGCCUCAUUAUCAUCAUCGAUAUCUCUUCUCACUACUUACUUUGGUGCAUUAAACAACUGAACUGAAAUGCAGUAUUAAAGCAGCAGCUACGAGUCUGAGAUGUUUAUGUGAGGUUUUGAAUACCUCAAGAGAACAGUGUUUUACUUUAUCGUUUGUUUGUGUUGUUGGAGAUGAAGUCGUCCACAAAUAUAUAUAUUUUUUUUUGCAUGUGUAUCCGCUUUUUCAGAGGGUACAGUUUUACACACACACGCACACACAAAAAAAAAACCAACCGAUGCCUUGACGUAAUAAAAAAAGAAAACAAAAUCUUGGAGCGUAACAUCUGUAACAAGUUUAUGAUGUAUUUUUAUAUUCUAUUUUGUACAUGAAAAUAACAUUAAACAACCUUUUCAGAUAAGAGGAUUAUGCCUUAUUAUGGAGAAUAAUCUGAUGAGUUGAACUAUCAUUCAUGUGUCAGAAGUAAUCAUGGUCCUGCUAUUCUGGAGUUUUCUCUAUUAACUUGAGCCUUCUGAAAUCAGCAUCGCUUGCCCUCUGUGCCUUUUUGUAUACUCCGAGUGUGACAAUUAACAGUGUAGUACAACAUUAAUCUACUCUUCUUCAGUGCCAAGUGUAGGUUACUAACUGUUACCACUUCUAUGAUUAUUAACCUCUUUAAUGGUUUCUGUGUCCGCUUUGGAUUCCUUUAAAAAAACAAAACAAAAAAAAAAACGUGUGUCUAAAAAAAAAAAAAAAA
Molecule: messenger RNA, 3020 nt
Organism: Labrus bergylta (ballan wrasse)
Lineage: Eukaryota; Metazoa; Chordata; Actinopteri; Labriformes; Labridae
Gene: qki2
Product: QKI, KH domain containing, RNA binding 2
Biological process (GO): regulation of mRNA splicing, via spliceosome
Cellular component (GO): nucleus
Molecular function (GO): mRNA binding
Source: RefSeq, a predicted model, not a curated record